Molecule: messenger RNA, 6136 nt
Organism: Epinephelus lanceolatus (giant grouper)
Lineage: Eukaryota; Metazoa; Chordata; Actinopteri; Perciformes; Serranidae
Biological process (GO): extracellular matrix organization
Cellular component (GO): collagen trimer
Molecular function (GO): extracellular matrix structural constituent conferring tensile strength
Source: RefSeq, a predicted model, not a curated record
CAGACAGAGAACUUUAAUUCAGCUGUAGCCAUGACCUAACAUCACCCAGUGGAUGGGUGUAAUGUGAGGGGUAGUUGCUGAGGAGGACGCUGAAAAAGACAUCCAUUACCUCUGGGGUGUGUGUGUGGUAAGCUGCUGAGCUUUUGAUGUAACUGGAGCAAGAAAAGAGCCAUGGGGAGGCCAGUGUUUGAAGUUCCUCUGAUCCUGUUGGCUGUGAUGUUGAUGGGCACUGGAGCCAACAAUUGUGUGUGCAAUGGGAGAUCAAGGUGCCGCUGUGAAGGAGUGAAAGGCAGCAAGGGAGACAAAGGUUUUCUAGGACUUCCAGGUCCCCCAGGGCCAGGGGGCCGUCCAGGACCAGAUGGUCAUGCUGGACCUUUGGGACCAAAGGGCAACACUGGGCCCAAUGGACCUGCGGGGCCACAAGGCGAUCCGGGACCUGAAGGCAAAGAAGGAUUUGCUGGCUCUCAUGGUUUGCCGGGUAUUCCAGGUUUACAAGGACCUCCGGGACCUCCAGGAGCUCCAGGCUGCAAUGGAACAGAUGGAGAGGAUGGACCUCCUGGUGUUCCCGGGGCCCACGGGAUUGAUGGACAUGCAGGUCCACCUGGUGCGCCUGGGCCUAAGGGUGAAUCUCGGGUAUCAGUGGGUGCAAUACCAGGGCCACCUGGGCCACCUGGGAGGGAUGGAGUGCAGGGGGAUCCAGGUCCCCCUGGACAGCAUGGACCACCAGGAAACCCUGGACCAUGGGGCCCUGUUGGGCUUAGUGGCCGUCCUGGGGCUCCAGGAUCUAAGGGACAAGAGGGUAUAGGUGGUAUCCCAGGACCUCGCGGACCAAAGGGGAGAACAGGACCGCGAGGACCACCGGGGCCACCGGGUCGGAUCAAGGAGUUUUUAACUGAGAGUGUUGUGUUAAAGGGUGAAAAAGGAGACAGAGGAGAUGUAGGCGGAAAAGGCUGCAAGGGUGAACCAGGAGACCCUGGCUAUUAUGAAAAAGGAGCAAAGGGGGACAAAGGAGAGCAUGGUCCAGAUGGUAAGCCAGGGAAGGAUGGUGGCCCUGGACGAGACUUUAGGGGGAUUCCUGGUCCCAGAGGUGAUCCAGGAUAUCCAGGGACACAAGGAGAGACGGGUGAAAAGGGAGAUCGGGGUCCCCCUGGUCCACCUGGAGAUAUAUAUGUGACUGAGCCACUCAAAGGAUACCCUGGAGAUCCUGGUUUCCGAGGCCCGCCUGGGCCCCCUGGGCGUCAAGGUGUUGAGGGAUUUCCUGGACCUGACGGACCUCCAGGCCAUUCAUCUGGGGAUUAUGUGCCUGGCCCACGUGGUCCCAAUGGCUUUCCGGGCAGCAAAGGAGACCCUGGGGAGCCUGGGGAUAUUUUUCCUGGACUCCCAGGUCUAAAUGGGGAUGAUGGGGAUCAAGGGCCUCCUGGGGAUCCGGGCCCGCCUGGACCUCCUGAAGACAGAACUAACAGGAUUACCAAGGGUCUCCCGGGAGCGAAGGGAAUGAGGGGUGCACCUGGACAUAUGGGACAUGAUGGGAUGUAUGGAAGGAAAGGAGAGAAGGGGGAGCCCUGUUAUGAGUGUAUCGGAUCAGGACCCCCAGGACCACCGGGUCCACAUGGUCCACCAGGCAUCCCUGGAUAUAAUCAAGGACCAGGUGCUAAAGGUGAUCCAGGCAUUCCAGGACCUCCUGGCCUACCUGGAAGCCCAGGUCCUAUUGGUCAAAAUGGAUUUCCAGGCCCUCCAGGACAAAAGGGAGACUCAUAUUCCUACAGCACUCCUGGGAUAAAGGGAGAGCAAGGUGACACAGGACAGCCUGGCAGGCCUGGUACAGAUGGCCUCCCUGGGUUUCCUGGGCUGCCAGGUCGCAAAGGCGAUCAAGGGCCCCCGGGGGAUUCGUAUCCCUCCUUUGGUGAAUUGGGGGACCGGGGUUCCCCAGGUCUACCAGGGCCUUUAGGCAGUCCUGGAACUGUUGGUUACCCUGGGCCAGUGGGAUAUGGGCCUACUGGAGUUCCAGGAAGUAAGGGAGAUGUUGGGGUACCUGGCCUGCCAGGACAGGCUGGAUUUCCAGGCCAAAAAGGUGAACCUAGCUACGUCCACACGAAAGGACUUCCUGGACCACGUGGAUAUAAAGGCCUGCCUGGUCCACCCGGAAGCCAAGGUAUUAAUGGAGCACCAGGUAUGCCAGGAACACCAGGUUUUCGAGGACAGAAAGGAGAAAGCGGGGAGGUGUCAUUUCCUGGAAGGCCGGGGUUGCCGGGACAAAAAGGUGACAAGGGGCAGCCAGGUCUUCCAGGCUAUUCGGGUAGGGGCUUGUCUGGUCUGCCAGGUCCACAAGGCCUUCCUGGGCUUGCAGGACUGAAGGGUGAUGGCGGCCCUGGAUACCCUGGACCCCCAGGACCCCCAGGGCCUCCAGGAGCAGACGGAGAUCAGGGGCCUGUUGGAGAUCCUGGGAUCCCUGGCCCACCUGGGAUCACAGGACUAAACGGCAGCCCUGGCUUUCAAGGAGAAAAGGGAAUGAAAGGUUCUGUAGGGCUCCAAGGACCACCUGGUAGUAAAGAUUUAUGUAAAGGUGAUCUACCUGGACCAAGGGGACCACAAGGACCAGAUGGUUAUCCAGGACUUCCAGGACCUAAUGGCUCCCGUGGUGAGAAGGGGAACCCAGGUUUGCCAGGGUUUGGUCGUCCUGGUGUACCCGGUGAACCUGGUUCUCCUGGGCCGUCAGUGCCAGGCCCACCUGGGCUCACUGGACAAAAAGGGAUCACAGGACAGAGCAGCCCGCCUGGUCAACCAGGACUGAGAGGAGACCCUGGACCAGAUGGGUCACCAGGAUAUGGACCAAAAGGGGAAACUGGAGUUGUAGGACCACCAGGCCAAAUAGGUGACCCGGGCCCAGACGGAGCCAGAGGUCCCCGGGGUCCACCAGGCAUGGAUGGUGACCCAGGUCCCAUGGGUCCUCCAGGCAUAUCAGCACAACCACUGCAUAUUUUUGGGCCCCCAGGGGACCCUGGUGAUUUGGGUUACGCUGGCCUGCCUGGUGCCCGUGGAGAUAAUGGAGGUAUUGGACCAAAAGGGCUGAGAGGGGUAAUUGGAGCGCCAGGGAGUCCUGGACUAAAAGGUCCCCCAGGUAAUCCAGGUGUUGAUGGAACAGUGCUCUCAAAAGGAGGUCGAGGACCUCCUGGAGCUCCAGGAGACCCGGGAGUCCGAGGGCCUCCAGGCCAAAAGGGAAUAAAAGGACAUCAAGGAAUCCCUGGAGGGCCAGGUCUAGAUGGUGUACCAGGUCCAACUGGUAACAAAGGAGUUAAUGGAGAGCCAAAUUACAAUGGAUAUGGACCGCCUGGACCAGUAGGACAAAAGGGUGAACCAGGAUUAACCAAUACUUAUGUGAUGAAGGGUCAGAAAGGUGAACCUGGUUCUUUUGGACCUUCAGGUUUACCAGGAAACCAUGGAGCCAAAGGAAACCCUGGGCGUUUAGGACAAAAUGGUUCCCCAGGCUAUCAAGGGCUUAAAGGUUCAGAUGGGCCUCCUGGAGGCAAAGGACAGCGAGGACCCAAUGGGCCGCCAGGUGACCCAGGCCUGCCAGGUGGCGGCGGUUAUCCAGGUCCUAAAGGCAACCAGGGCCAGGAUGGGAUCCCUGGACCACCAGGGCAGAAAGGAGAGACUAUCAUAAUAGGAGGGAAACCAGGCAGACGUGGUAACCCAGGUCAACAAGGCCCCCCCGGAGAGCCCGGUCCCCCCAGCUUUCCUGCUACAGGAAGUCCUGGGCCAAUAGGAGACAUAGGAUAUCCAGGUGCACCCGGGGUAACUGGUGUGAAAGGACUACCAGGAAGAGAAGGGGCUUGUGUUGCUGGUCCCAAAGGAGAGCGCGGCCGUCCUGGUCCGCUUGGCCGCCCAGGCUGUCGUGGUGUACCUGGCCCUCCUGGUCCCACAGUGCCUGGGUUAAAAGGAGACAAAGGGGACCCAGGUCCUACAGGAGGUCCAGGCUAUAGUGGACCCAGAGGAGAUCAAGGCCCUGAGGGUCCACCAGGUCCAAGGGGCAGACAUGGAGACCCAGGACCAAGAGGUGAUCCCGGUCCUCCUGGAAACUAUGGGCCCCCUGGUGGCAAGGGAGACCCUGGAUACAUCCCAGGCCCUCCUGGUCCACCUGGGGUGAAAGGAUUUCCUGGACGACCUGGCUUAAAAGGUGAACCAGCAUUUGUCAGGGUGAUAUAUGAACCAGGACCUCCCGGCUCACCUGGUCCCCAUGGCAAUCAAGGAUCCCCAGGGAGCACUGGACCAGCAGGACCAGCAGGCCCACCAGGUCGGACAGGCAUCAAAGGAGAGCGCGGUUUCACGCCAGACGGCCCGCCCGGAUUUACUGGCCACAAAGGAGACAAAGGCCGUGCAGGGCUGCCAGGUCCACCAGGCGCUCUUGGAAAACCAGGCAAAAAGGGUCCCCCAGGGUUGCCAGGCAGAGGUGGUCCAGGUUAUGUCGACAGUUUCCUCAUAGCCAGACACAGUCAGAGCACCAGUGUGCCCGACUGCCCUCAUGGCACCAGCCGCAUCUACUCUGGUUACUCCUUCCUCUUCAUCAACGGAAAUGAGAGAGCUCAUGGUCAGGACCUUGGCACCACGGGAAGCUGUCUCCCUCGUUUCUCCACCAUGCCCUACCUGUUCUGUGACACAGAGAAUAACUGCCGCUAUGCUUCACGUAAUGACUACUCCUACUGGUUGUCCACUGACACUCCUAUGCCUGCAAACAUGGUUUCAAUCACAGGGGAUAAACUGGCCUCCUACAUCAGCAGGUGCUCAGUGUGUGAAACCACCUCCAAUGUCAUAGCCAUCCACAGCCAGACAACGCUGAUACCUGUAUGUCCACAAGGCUGGGAGUCACUAUGGACUGGAUACUCAUUUGUCAUGCAAACAGGUGCUGGAGCAGAGGGCUCCUCCCAGCCCCUGGUAUCUCCUGGCUCGUGCCUUGAAAGUUUCCGCCAAGUGCCCUUCAUCGAGUGCCACGGCAGGGGAACGUGUAACUACUACCCUGAUUCUUAUAGCUACUGGCUGGCCUCCCUAGACCCUAACAGCAUGUUCAGUAAACCUGUGCCUCAGACAGUGAAGGGACCUUCUCUACAAAGCGUCAUCAGCCGUUGUCGGGUCUGCAGCAAACAUCAGCCAGGUGGUAGAGGAGACGAAAGACGUGGGGACAAUUUUUAACAUUCAGUAUUACUUUUUCCAACGUCAUUUGAAGAAUGAAAACAUGUGAAACGCGAGAUUAAACAGUCAGAUUGGUAGUUUGUAGUGUCGACGUGUUUGUUCAACUGAUGCAUUCAAGUUACAAAUCUGUGUUUGAGUCUGAGGGAAACACACUUCGACACAUUUCAAGGAACGUGCCAAUCAUCUGUAAUUGCAGGUGUGUUAUAGGCACUGAUAAUAGUGUAUAUUAACAUAAACAAAACGUUCAAUAACUCAUUAUGUUAUAGAGGCUGUAGUGUGCCACCUGUGUGUAAUUAUUCCUGCUUCAAUAACAGCCAGUAAUAGCAGUGAUAAAAGUACUACUAGUUGCAGCAAUAGGAGAGAUAUUCUGUUUUACUUUAAAUGCUUGCAAAUACUUGACUUGUGAGUGACAUAUGGAAAACAAGCACAACACCCACACUGCCUAUGUUGCCAUAUCUGUGUGACCAAAGGUGUCUUGAUGCACUAAAUGUCCUGAUAUGUACAGCUGAGAAAUGAUUAAUCUAUCCACACAAAGCUGAUGUCAGUGGGUGACGUUAAGACACAUGAGGUCACAACAGAUGACACACAUGUUCCUAUGACAUCUGGAAAGGUAGUAUGUCGUAAAUAUGACACAGUCUCGCUUUGGAACCGUUACGUUGUGUGUUCACGCGCAAAUAUUGAGUCAUUCCUGCCCUGGCUCUAAAAGCAUUUCUUUGAUUUUCAGCAUGUUAAAUGGUGCAUGGAAAAGACUUUAUGACUCAUACUGCCUACAACUUUCUCCAAUCCAUUUUAAAUGAACUGUCGGGAGGCUGUCUCUGUGGCUUCGGGUCUAAAAAUGCACAUUAAGAUCUUGCGAGGAGAUACUGUGAAAUCAGUUCUUUUACAUUCCAUCUCUCUUGUUUUGGUUUGUCGAUUGGAGGAGAAGAUAUUAAAAUUAAAUACAAAUGAAGAA